CAUUGUCACAAUGAAUUGGAAGAAUUCUUGCCUCUCUCUGCUUUUAUUAGCUGCCCUCUGCAUCAAUAUUUCUAAUGCACAAGAUGUAGUAGAAAGUCCAUGGUCAACUACUGAAAGGGCUGAUAUUUUCAUUAAAUAUUUCAUUGAAACCAUUUCUCGUUCUCCAGCUUUUACCCGUGAGCAGAUAGAUGACAUGUCUUCCAUAGGUGACACAUUGAUAGCUUCACUGGAUAACAUGUCUAAAAGUGGGAAGAGUUCUACAAACAUUUUGCAAGCUCUAAAUAUGGCAUUCGCCUCAUCCAUGGCGGAAAUUGCCAUAAUCGAUCAAGGAGGACAAAGUAUUGAUAUCAAAACUGACGCAAUUAUUGAUGCCUUGAAUGAAGCAUUCAUUAAGACAGGAGGACGAGUAAAUAAUCAAUUCUUAAGUGAAAUAAGACAGUUGAUAAUUAUGUUCAGCCGAAAUUCAAUGAAUGAUAUCACAUCUGGAAAUACAAUUACAAGCUCAGGAUUUGCUGCUGGUGAUUACGUAUCAUCUUUCCCAAUAACAGCGGUAGUCACUUCUGACGGAUACACAGCAGGACAAUCGUCAUAUCAAACAUCUUACACUUUAUCAUCAACAGGUGAUAAUAGACAACAAAACAAUGGAAUAGGACAAGGCGUUUCUUCAGCUACAACAAGCAGUACUCAAGGAUAUGGACUAAGUCAGACUAGUAAUGGUAUAUCAUCAUUUGCAACAGGUGAUUCUCAAGGCUACGGACAAGGACUAUCAGGAUAUCAAGAUCAGCAAGGAUAUUCUUCUUCAUCUUCUGCAAUAGCAAUCUCCUUAGGUUACAGUCAGAAUGGCUAUGGUCCUACUACAGGAGCAACUGGCAUAGGCUCAGGAGCAGGUCAAGGACAAGGAGGAUAUGGUGGACAAUUAGGAGGACCAGAUGGCUCUUCUUCAGCAUCUGCAUCGUCUGCUGGUCAGAGUUACGGGCCUGUAUUAGGACAACAAGCAGGAGCAGGUGGAUCCUCCUCUUCUGUAACAUCAUCAGUUGAUUCUCAAGGUUAUGGUCCAGGGCAAUCUGGAUAUUCUGGACAGCAAGGUUAUUCCUCUUCUUCAAUCGCCAUUUCCCUUGGUUAUGGUCAAAAUGGAUAUGGCCCUGGUUCAGGGGCAACUGGCACAGGCUCAGGAUUAAGUCAAGGGCAAGGAGGAUAUGAUGCACAAUUAGGAGGACCAGGUGGCUCUUCUUCAGCAUCUGCAUCGUCUGCCGGUCAGAGUUACGGGCCUGGAUUAGGACAACAAGCAGGAGCAGGUGGAUCCUCCUCUUCUGUAACAUCAUCAGUUGAUUCUCAAGGUUAUGGUCCAGGGCAAUCUGGAUAUUCUGGACAGCAAGGUUAUUCCUCUUCUUCAAUCGCCAUUUCCCUUGGUUAUGGUCAAAAUGGAUAUGGCCCUGGUUCAGGGGCAACUGGCACAGGCUCAGGAUUAAGUCAAGGGCAAGGAGGAUAUGAUGCACAAUUAGGAGGACCAGGUGGCUCUUCUUCAGCAUCUGCAUCGUCUGCCGGUCAGAGUUACGGGCCUGGAUUAGGACAACAAGCAGGAGCAGGUGGAUCCUCCUCUUCUGCAACAUCGUCAGUUGAUUCUCAGGGUUAUGGUUCAGGGCAAUAUGAAUAUUCUGGACAGCAAGGUUAUUCCUCUUCCUCAAUCGCCAUUUCCCUUGAUUAUGGUCAAAAUGGAUAUGGCUCUGGUUCAGGUGCAACUGGCACAGGCUCAGGAAUAGAUCAAGGGCAAGGAGGAUAUGAUGGAAAAUUAGGAGGACCAGAUGGCUCUUCUUCAGCAUCGGCAUCAUCUGCUGGUCAGAGUUACGGGCCUGAAUUAGGACAACAAGCAGGUACAUGUGGAUCCUCCUGUUCUAUAACGUCAUCAGUUGAUUCUCAAGGUUAUGGUCCAGGCCAAUCUGGAUAUUCUGGACAGCAAGGAUCUUCAUCUUCUUCAAUCGCCAUUUCCCUUGGUUAUGGUCAAAAUGGAUAUGGCCCUGGUUCAGGGGCAACUGGCACAGGCUCAGGAUUAGGUCAAGGGCAAAGAGGAUAUGAUGCACAAUUAGGAGGACCAGGUGGCUCUUCUUCAGCAUCUGCAUCGUCUGCCGGUCAGAGUUACGGGCCUGGAUUAGGACAACAAGCAGGAGCAGGUGGAUCCUCCUCGUCUGCAACAUCAUCAGUUGAUUCUCAGGGUUAUGGUCCAGGACAAUUUGAAUAUUCUGGACAGCAAGGUUAUUCCUCUUCCUCAAUCGCCAUUUCCCUUGAUUAUGGUCAAAAUUUAUAUGGCUCUGGUGCAGGUGCAACUGGCACAGGCUCAGGAAUAAAUCAAGGGCAAGGAGGAUAUGAUGGACAAUUAUGAGGACCAGAUGGCUCUUCUUCAGCAUCGGCAUCAUCUGCUGGUCAGAGUUACGGACCUGGAUUAGGACAACAAGCAGGUGCAGGUGAAU
This is a messenger RNA of Argiope bruennichi, 2465 nucleotides long. RefSeq names its product spidroin-2-like. The transcript has a single exon. The record is from RefSeq and is a predicted model, not a curated record. Lineage: Eukaryota; Metazoa; Arthropoda; Arachnida; Araneae; Araneidae. The coding region runs from base 11 to 2377 and encodes 788 amino acids.